AUGGUCGCGUCAACAAGUCAAGUAGCACCAUCAACAGGAACCGUUGCUAAAUGGAACUCUCGGUUAGCUGGUCAUGUACCACAUGACGCAUCAUAUUAUUCAAAAUGCCUUCUCGGUGGUAUUCUUGCUUGCGGUCUCACACACACAGCAAUAUGUCCUCUUGAUGUUACAAAAUGUAAUAUGCAAGUUAAUCCUGAUAAAUACAAAGGUUUAGUCAAAGGUAUUCGUUUAAUUGUUGCAGAAGAAGGAAGCCGAGCUAUUUGGAAAGGCUGGUUACCAACAUUCUUCGGUUACUCAGCACAAGGUGCAUUCAAAUACGGACUUUAUGAAAUCUUCAAAGAUGAAUACGCCAACAGGUUGGGCAAAGAAAAUUUCGAAAAAUAUAAAGGUCUCGUUUGGUGUGCAGCAUCAGCAUCCGCUGAAUUUUUUGCCGAUAUUGCUCUAUGUCCACUUGAGAUGGUUAAAGUUAAAGUUCAAACAUCACCACAUGGAACGUUUCCGAUAGCAUUUGGUCAAGCUUGGUCACAAAUGAAUGCUAACAAAGUAGAAACUGGAUUUCCAUAUCGAUCACUCAUACCAUUAUGGUCACGUCAAGUGCCAUAUACCGUAGCUAAAUUUUUCUUCUUCGAAAAGGUCGUGCAAUUAUUUUAUACUCAUGUGUUCACAAAACCAAAAGACACAUAUUCAAAAGGCACUCAACUCGGAGUUACAUUCGCUUCAGGUUAUACUGCCGGAGUUAUUUGCGCUAUUGUUUCACAUCCUGCUGAUUCAGUUGUUUCGCUACUUGGUAAACCAGCUAAUAAAAGUAAAACCUUAGGACAAAUUAUCAAGGAAACUGGAUUCGUUAAACUUGCCACAAAGGGUCUUGGUACUCGUAUUAUUAUGAUUGGUACCUUGACUGGUCUUCAAUGGUGGAUAUAUGAUACAUUUAAAACAGCUUUGGGCAUGGGUACAACUGGUGGCAAAUAA
Rotaria socialis is the source of this 969-nucleotide messenger RNA. NCBI's taxonomy places the organism in Eukaryota, Metazoa, Rotifera, Eurotatoria, Philodinida, Philodinidae. The record is from the annotation of a GenBank genome assembly.